Cylicocyclus nassatus is the source of this 1667-nucleotide messenger RNA. NCBI's taxonomy places the organism in Eukaryota, Metazoa, Nematoda, Chromadorea, Rhabditida, Strongylidae. The record is from the annotation of a GenBank genome assembly.
AUGCACGAUGAGCUGGAUGACUGCACGGGACCACCAGGUCCAGCUGGACCACCCGGACCUCCUGGACCACCAGGAGAGCCAGGAGAAGACGGGCUUCCAGGACCACCCGGUCCAAAAGGUCCUCGUGGACCUGAUGGUGAUCGCGGACCAAUGGGAAGUCCUGGUAAGCCAGGCCCACCCGGAUCAUCUGGACCACCCGGCGAACGCGGCAUUUGUCCGAAAAAAAAUAAUACAUUUGAUGUCUAUCGUUGCAUACGUUGCCAGUCGCAAGGGAGCUAUGUCAAGAUCAAGGUUGUCGGCAACGAAUUCCAAGAAAAUCCCUGCAGUAUUGGGCAUAUCUGUCCUUCCCAAACGGUUGCAUUUGACGCCAACAUCAGGAAGUUCUACGAGGAAAUGCAGUCCAUACGAGGCGACUCGAACUCCUCAGGAAUGAGAGUUAAGCAAAUUUGGUAUAAAGGUCUCCGCGAAAGGGAAGAAUCGCGAACGGAAUCAGACGAAGCAGUGCAUGACGGGGUCGUGAGUGAGUACUAUGGAAUUGGGUUUGAAAUGCGCAAAAGGCAGAUAGCCAGAUAUCUCGCUAUUCAUAAAGACAAGAGGGCAACAAUGGCAAAUGUCCCAUCUGACCUGCAAUGUCUUUGUGAUGGUACGCUAUUUUUGCAAGAGCAGUCUGAGCGGUUCCACAUAUAUUUCUCAGAGCGAACAAUUCAGCUCAAUUUAUUUUGGUUUGACGAACAACAAAAGACUGCGUACUGCUUUCAGAAGGCAUGCUCUGUGGGUCUAAAUGUUCUGGUGGCGGAUGGCGUUCAUUCUGCACAACCCAAGGAAUUGGCAAGGAGUGGACAAUUGUAUUCAGUGCACGGGGUCUGUGGAAACGGCGUCGAGGUCCCGUUGGUAUACGCUAUUACAACCAAAAAGACCACGGCGAUCUAUAAGAAGAUUUUUGAAAAAUUAAAAGCGCUUUUGCAAAGUUUCGGAGCACGCGAGGAUCUCCGCAUAGUACUGGAUUUUGAAAAGUCUUCUAUAAACGCAGCCAAAAGGACAUUUGCCGGAGCGCAGCUGGAGGGAUGCUCGUUCCACAUGGCUCAGGCCUGGAACAGACGCAAAGAUAAAUUGGGACUUCGUCAAUACCUCUGCGGUAGGCAAUCAUUAUUUACCUCAGAAGGGCUGGUAUUUUUACCGAAAAGAUUGCGAGCACGUGUUCGAGCAUUGGAAGGACCACCCGUUCCCCGUGGACACGAUGCAUAUAGAAAAUGUGCCAGAUUUCUUAGGUAUCUGCGAAACACUUGGCUUUCUGGCAUGUACAAAAAUCUAUGGUGCAAAUGGAAGAAAUUUGAAAUGCGAACAACAAACCUCGCUGAGGCUUUCCACAGCUCAUUGCAAAAAAUUCAAAAUUGUGAUCACCCUCCUUUGGGCACCUUGAUUCAAGUCUUGAAAGAUUUAGAUUUGGAAGCUAAGUGUGCCCUUUAUCGCGCUGAAAGAAUGCCGCUUGAACGUAAGCGUUUGCGACGGAGAGAUGUGCUGAGGAGAGAGAAAAUCACAGCGGAGAUGACGAGCUUCGACCAUCGGCUGCGUAUGGGGCGACUACGAAAUCAUCAAGUAGAGAAAUACUGCAUACGAAUGGCUAGAUUUGUUUCUAAUAAAAGCAUUUAGUGAAAAAAGAUUUAGAG